UGAAAAUGAGUGGACGGGGUAAGACUGGCGGUAAGGCGAGAGCGAAAGCAAAGACUCGUUCGUCGAGGGCGGGACUGCAGUUUCCAGUAGGUCGCGUUCACCGAUUGCUACGUAAAGGAAACUAUGCUGAGCGUGUUGGUGCUGGCGCUCCAGUAUACUUGGCUGCCGUGCUGGAGUAUCUAACUGCUGAGAUUUUGGAGCUGGCUGGUAAUGCGGCCCGCGACAACAAGAAAACUCGCAUCAUUCCCAGACAUUUGCAGCUGGCAGUGCGUAAUGACGAAGAGCUGAACAAACUGCUUGGAGGCGUUACUAUCGCCCAGGGCGGAGUACUGCCCAACAUCCAAGCUGUUCUGCUCCCCAAGAAAACCGAAAAAGCAGUGAAGGCAAAGUAAUUUCUGUUGCUUUCACGAGGACCAUUCUCCCAAAGGCUCUUUUAAGAGCCACUAAAUCUGUAUCAAAUACGCAAAACUACCAUUUCAACCAAUUCGACUUCAUGAUAGUUUGUCUUGUAGUAUAUUCCAGUGUCGGUAUUUCAUUCACGUGUGCCCGGAAAACCAUAUUACAAAACUGUAAUUGUGAUACUGUUUUUAAACUAAUUACAACUGCCUUGGUAACUGGUAAUGGCUCUGCAGGAGGCAAGCGAGGUUUAUCUGGUCGGUCUAUUCGAGGACACCAAUCUGCGUAAUUCACGGGAAAAGAGUGACCAUCAUGCCCAAGGAUAUCCAACUGGACCGCCGCAUCCGGAGAGAGCGCGCUUAAAACCGUUUGCCAGCACGCAAUCCAAACCACAAAGUAUCUUAAGAGCCACUUAAAAUGUGUCUGAGCAAAUCGCAAAACGCUUAUUGCGUGUGUCUGCGUGAUUUGUGUUUAGGAGAGAAUAUCUCACGCUCCAGUGUAGUUCAUGGAAUGACUGGUUAUUCUCUCCUAUCGGUGAGCGUGUAGGUGUCUCGAAAAUUGUAUUUUUUGUUGCGUGGAUUCACUUUAUGUACCCAACUGACUGAAUUAAAAGCAACUCUCCAGUCCCUCGUCAGAAAUGAAAUGACAGUUCAACCCGAUUGAAAUAUGCUAGGAAUAAACUUGAUGGAUACAAUUUCCCUUAUGAGCGAAAGGAAUAUCUAUAGUUAUUUUAGCAACCACCUACAAUAUUCUUGUUAUGGACAUUUUUGACUUCCACCCAGUUUAGUAUUUCAGUGGUCUGAAAUACACGCAUUUGUGGCAGUCAGUAAAUCAGUAGGAAUAUUAGAUGCAUUUCAGUCAUUCUUUGAAGUGGUAGUGAAAAAAGGCCCAAUGGACACCUUUGAAUUUGUAAUUUACUUUAGUGAUAAUGUGAAUUUUGUAACAUUUAAUUU
Messenger RNA from Anguilla anguilla (European eel), 1349 nucleotides. RefSeq names its product histone H2A. The record is from RefSeq and is a predicted model, not a curated record. Bases 6 to 392 code for a protein of 128 amino acids. NCBI's taxonomy places the organism in Eukaryota, Metazoa, Chordata, Actinopteri, Anguilliformes, Anguillidae. Gene Ontology annotation, molecular function: protein heterodimerization activity; DNA binding; structural constituent of chromatin. Gene Ontology annotation, cellular component: nucleosome. The transcript has a single exon.